Messenger RNA from Dreissena polymorpha, 9581 nucleotides. Its product is annotated as sphingomyelin phosphodiesterase 3-like. The transcript has 7 exons. NCBI's taxonomy places the organism in Eukaryota, Metazoa, Mollusca, Bivalvia, Myida, Dreissenidae. The record is from RefSeq and is a predicted model, not a curated record. Gene Ontology annotation, cellular component: cytoplasm. The coding region runs from base 1658 to 3211 and encodes 517 amino acids. Gene Ontology annotation, molecular function: sphingomyelin phosphodiesterase activity. Gene Ontology annotation, biological process: sphingomyelin metabolic process.
CAUUGAGAAAGUGCAGGGUUAUGGUUUUUUGCACAUGGCACUUCUUCCCAUUGAUAUCUACACCCCCAUGAAGUUUCAUGUUGAAAUGUUGUAUCAUAUCUAAGAUAUAGCCCUUACAAAUUCAUCAUACAAACAAGAGAUGUGUUUGUCAAAAACACAAUGCCCCCUAUAUUGCGCCGCUUUAAAAUAAUGUUUUUUUAUUUUUUUACCUUUGACAUUGAAGGAUGACUUGACCUUAAACUUCCACUUCUCAAAAUGUGCAGCUUCAUGAGAUACACAUGCAUGCCAAAUAUCAAGUUGCUAUCUUCAAUAUUGCAAAAGUUAUGGCCAACUUUAAUUUUUUUUUUUCGGACAGAUGGACAGACUGACAUACAUGUACUGACAUACUGACGGACAGUUCAACUGCUAUAUGCCACCCUACCGGAGCAUAAAAAAGGGCAAUAAAUUCUUAUUAAAGAAAGCGCAGGGUUAUGGUCCUUGUUCAUGGCACUUCCCCUCAUUGAUAUCCAUACUCAUUAAGUUUUAUGUUAAUAUCUUAUUUAGUUUCUGAGAUAUUGCCCAAAAAAGUUUUGUGAUAGACGGACGGACGGACGAGACAGGCCCAACUCUAUAUCCCUCCGCCUUUGGCAGGGGAUAACAAAUUAUAGAAUGGCCUAAAGGCUAAACAAAAGAUGUUGAAAUCCUUUAAAACAUAAAAAGUCACUUAUUAUAUUUUCUGAUAAUUCGGAACAUGUCUAGUCAGUAUUGUAAAAUCUGUAUGCUGAAGAUUUGUUUCGCUACUUCAAUGGAUGUACAACAAUUGUUUGGGGUAUUCUAGACCUUGGUUAGUUCAAAGAAAGUAUAUCGCUAAAAAUAAAACUAGGUGAAGGGCAUUACUUUUUUCUCGAAAAUGUAGUCUCAUCUUAGGGGUUUAAUGCCUGAUGUGCGGAAAGUGUCGUCCCAGAUUAGCCUGUGUAGUCCGCACAGGCUAAUCAGGGACGUCACUUUCUGCUUUUAUGAUAUUUUCCAUUUAAAGAAAGUCUCUUAUUAGCAAAAAUCUAAUUAAGUGUUAAGUGUUGUCUCUUAUAAGCCUCCACGGACUGCACAGGCUGAUCUGGGACCACCCUUAAGUUAUGCACACGUAUAAAACCCUUUUGUCACAGAGCACGGCCUAUAUAUAUUCAGUUUUGUAAAUACUUCAAAUAAAAGAAAACUCAUUCACAACAAAUAUAUGGGAAGAAAGAUACUUUGAAUACAUCAGCAUUAAGUCUAUAUUAAAUUAACAGUUUAUUUUUAAUUUAGGAAAAGCUAGUGUGAGCUGAAACUGCAUGAAAUGAUUACUGGACUGACAAACUUACUUUCAUAAACAGAGCUUUAUUAAACAUAGAAUAAUUCUAUACUCCAUUUAGUAUAGCUCAAUAAAGUUAAAUUAAAUACAUGACGAGAUAACAAGCACAAAACAUGUGAGCCUGAACACCCAAAACAACUGAAUAACUUUUUAAAAACAACACUUGAUAGACGUUGGAGUUUUCUUUCUUUAAACAACUAAGAUUAUCAUACACAAGAGUAUGACUACAGAUUAAACAACGCCUUUUUAAUGAAUAUGAAAUUACCAAAACAUUGCCUGGAUAAUGAAUAUUGAGCUCAUGUCGCGAAAACUUAUUGCAACUUUGAAAGCAUGAUGUUAUUUGCGGAGUCCACAAUGGCCAGCCUCGAGCAGCAUCUGUUUGUUCAGCCAGUGUUCAAGUACAGGGGACUGCAGAUUUUAUUUGAUCUCACCAGUUACGUUUUGUGGCCAUUCAUGGUUUGCCUUAAUCAGGCUGUUGGGCCAUUUUUGCCUGUAACACCAGAAAAAACACAACACCAUAUUAUUCUGAUCAAAAGAGCAUUACUUAUGCCAAUUUUUAUUGCCCUUAUUUUAUUAUUUUGCAUUCCAUAUUUAGUUGCUUUCAUUUUACGAAACAUUUUGCACCAGUUUCGGAGGCCAUUUUGUAUCCUGAAGUCAAGUAUGUGUAGCAUUACCGGGUUUGAAGAAAAAUCAACAUUUUCUGUUGCAACAUCAAAUUUAUGUCUUUUGCCAGAAUUUAUGGCACGAUUUAACAACCUAAACAACACUGCUCAGAGAGCAAAUGCUAUAGGAGAAAGAAUCUAUGCAGACCAAGUGCACUAUGCAAGCAUGGUGUCAAAAUUACUACACAAAUCAUCUAGUGAAAAAAUAUGCAAAGUAAAAAAUAGAUUUCACUCCAAAUCAGGAUAUGAAACAAGAAAUGUUCCCAAAUCAAUACCGGUUACAAAUCAAAAACCGAAGGUAGAUAUCAUCACACAUUUCCCAGCCAACGAUUUUCUUUGUGUGCAAGAGGCCUUUGAAAGGGACUACACCAAGAUGUUAGUGUCCCAGCUUCAAAAAAUUUACCCCUUCAUCGUGUACGACGUUGGAUACUGCAGUCCAAUGGUAAACUUCUGUGGGUUGAGCAGUGGUCUGAUGGUUGCAAGCCGUUACGAGAUUGCUGCCAUCAAGUUUAAGCCUUAUUCUGCAAAGUGCGGCUUUUGCUCCAUUGUUGGAAAGGGGCUCCUGAUGAUGAAGGUUAUCCUGGGAGAGUCUAAUGGCUGUAGAAGCGUGGGUUACCUCUUCAAUACUCAUCUGCAGGCCUUCCAAGGCACAAAGCCAAUAGUGUCUAGUCAGAUGUCAGAAAUCCUCCUGUGGACCACAGAGUUCCGGGAGAGGCAUGAUGCUCCGGGAGAACAUGUCACAUUUGAUAUCCUGUGUGGAGACUUCAACAUUGACAACAUGUCACCUGGUGAAAGCAGCAUGGCUUCCCAUGAAUUGUUUGAAGUGUACACAGACAUCUGCAGAGAGGCCCCUGGCAAAGACCAUGACUGGACAGUUGGCACUGAAUUACGCUCAUCCCUCCUACACGACAAGUCAAUAAGUACGCCAGAAGGGCUGAAGGCAGCGCUGGAGGACCCAUAUCUACGGCAACACUAUGUGAUAGACGCCGACCUGCAGACGGCCACCAUGGACUCAAUCUAUAAUGCAGAGGUCAAGGUUGACACCCAUGGCAACCUUGUGUUGUCACCCGUAGGUGGACGUCGGAGAAUUGAUGUGGUGCUAUACAGGAAUGACUGUCCAGUGACAGUGAAGAACUUCAACUUUGUGACGAGUCUGGCACCACACACAGACCACAUUCCCGUUUCCAUGACAUUCCACUGCGACAGGCCAAAGACUGAAUAGGGUGGGGCGAUGAUGAUAAUCAGUCAUCAGUAGUAUCUCAUUCAUGUGGCCAUUGCAUCUUGGGGAGGAUUGCUUUCCUACAGUAUGCAUCAGUAGCAUACUUGGCUUUACUUGUUAUUUUUAUGCCCUCUUUCGAAGAAAAGGGGGUAUAUAGUUUUUGCACUGUCUGUCUGUCAGUCUGUCUGUCUCACUUUUCGUGUCCGCUCUCUAAUUCAAAUAGUUUUCAUCCUAUCUUUACAAAACUUGGUCAGAAGUUGUAUCUAGACAAUAUCUAGGUCAAGUUCGAAUAUGGGUCAUGCCGGGUCAAAAACUAGGUCAUGGGGUCGAAAAAACAAAUCCAAGGGAAGUAAUAAGCUUUAAAUGGACAUAAUUAUCUGACCUGCCAAAUUAUAUAUUUUUGUUAAAUAAAUCAAAGCGGCGCAGUAGGUGGCUUUGUGUUUCUUACAAACACAUCGUGGUGAAAGGUCAAGGUCACCCUUCAAGGUCUAAGGUCAACAAUACAAAUCCAAGGGAAGUAAUAAGCUUUAAAGGGAGAUAAUUAUUCAAUAUUGAACACAGCAACUUGAUAUUUGGCAUGCAUGUGUAUCUCAUGGAGCUGCACAUUUUGAGUGGUGAAUCUACAGUCACGGUAGUGGCUUUUAAUUAUUUGCUACUAAAAUAGAGAUUUGUUAGAGACAAUUUUUUAAUCAAGGGAAGUAAUUUAUAUAAUUAUAAAUCUCAGAUUAUAUAUUUCCUUACCAAGAAUUUAAGUUCUUUUCACAGUUACUGUACAGAUUUGUUAUUUUGAUUAUUUAUAACUUAGAUGAUUGAUUAGUCAAAGUUUUUUUUUAAUGAUAUAUUUAUCAUUUUUUUCCAGUACUAAUUUGUGAAUGGUAGGUUUCAUUACAUACGGUACCUGUGGAAUUAUGUCCAUAGAUACAUGAUGAACUCUGGCUAUGAUCUCUUUGGUAAACCACAGGCCUUGGUUGUCAGUGAUGUCUGACUUGGUCAUUUUUGACUGUCUACAGAACCCCCCUUUCCCCCCCCCCCCCCCCCCCCCCCUCCGGUUGGAUUGGACAAAAUCCAAGGGACGUAAUAAGCUUAAAAGGGAGAUGAUUUAUAUACAUGCCAAAUGAUAAAUAGAAAUUUUAUUUCAAAGCGGCGCUGUAGGGGGCAUUGUGUUUCUGACAAACACAUCUCUUGUUUCUGUAUAUACCAGAGAUAAGUUAGAAUGUGUGAUGAAUUUGUUGUUACAGGUGUCAUUAGUUGGCAUCUUGAUAUAGGUUUGAUUUAUUUUGAUAAUUUUAAUUGUUAGUUCGUUUUCAUAACAAAAAUUCUUGAAAUGAAAAAAACAAAUUAGACAACCUUUAAUUUUGUCACUGUAAGUAUUAAUCUUGAGAAAGAAAACAUGCUAAGCAUGCAUUGUAUACAUGUACUAUAGUUUGCGAUAAAUCAUUCUCAGUAUUCAUGAAUACGUCAGUAUUUUUAUCGGUCUCAUAGCAACUCUUUCAUUUGUGUGAUCUUACAAAGGGUCGAUAUACCAGUAGGAAUUAUAUGAGCCUUGCUCUGUAAAUAGGGGGUUUAAUGAUGUGCCUAAAGUGUUGUCCGAGAUAAGCCUUUCAGUCAACACAGGCUAAUCAGGGACGACACUUUCUUCCUAAACUGGAUUUUUGCUAAGAAGAACAGAAAAUAUCAUAAAAGCGGAAAGUGUCGUUGCUGAUUAGCCUGUGCAGACUGCACAGGCUAAUCUGUGACGACACUUAAUGGACAUGCAUUAAACUCCCUUUUUACAGAGCACGGCGGAUAUCAUUUUUCCGUCUGUCCCGCUUGUCAUUUCAGCUGUUUAUAACUCAGGAAUGCCUUAGAUCUUUACGUACAUAAUUUAGCUUCAUUGCACAUUAGUUUAUUGUGUGUGUGAAUUAGAGCUACAACUUGAUACUCAUCAGUUAUUGCCCUUUGUUAAUGUCUUGCUUUUGUGUUGUUAUGCCCCUGAACCAGCGGUUCUGGGGGCAUGUUAAAAUCACACUGUCCGUCCGUUAGUUAGUCCGUCCAUCCGGAUUAGUUGCCGCUCAAUAAGUCAAGCAAUUGUCAUCAGAUUUUCACCAAACUUCAGGAAAAUGUGUUAGGCAAUAACAUCUAGUUCAAGUUCGAUAAUCGGCCAAAUUGACCCAGACACUCCUGAGUUACGGCCCUUGAAUCAUUGUCAAAUUGGGUUUUUUCUCGUUUCCGCUCAAUAUCUUGAGCAAAUGUCAUAGGAUCUUCGCCACACUUCAUGAAACUGUGUAAGGCAAUAACAUCUAGGUCAAGUUCGAUGAUCGGCCAAAUUGACCUAGACACUCCUAAGUAACGACCCUUGAAUCAUCGAAAAAUUGCGUUUUUUCUUGUUUCCGCUCAAUAACUCAAGCAAUUGUCAUUUUAUCUUAACAAUACUUCAUAAAAAAUUGAAAGGCAAAAACAUCUAGGUCAAGUUUGAUAAUUAGCCAAAUUGACCAAUACACUUCUGAGUAACUGCUCUUUAAUCAUCGAAAAAUUGAGUUUUUUCUUGCUUCCGCUCAAUAACUCGAGGAAAUGUCAUAGGAUCUUUGCCACACUGCAUGAAAAUGUGUAAGGUCAUUAGAUCUAAGUCAAGUUCGAUAAUCAGCCAAAUUAACCAAGACACUCCUGAGUUACGGCCCUUGUUUCCCUCGUUUCCUCUCAAUAACUCAAUCAAUUGUCAUCGGAUCUUCACCAAACUUCAUAAAAUGUGUAAGGCACUAAAAUCUAGGUUAAGUUCGAUAAUCAGCCAAAUUUACCCAGGCACUUCUGAGUUACGGCCCUUGAAUCAUAAGAAAAUUGCGUUUCCGCUCAAUUACUCAAGUAAUUGUCAUCGGAUGGUCACCAAACUUCAUGAAAGUUCUGCAAUUUUUCAACUUAUUACUUUUAGUUCAUGAUUAUUACAAAAUGCUACAUGAUGCAACUUGUGGUGUUGGAGCCAUAUGUCACUUCUAUGACAAGCUCUAAUUUUGUGUCUUAUUCCUGCAUUGACCAAACUACAAUUUUCAAAAGAUGUUUAUGUAUGGUCUGACAUUAUAGUCUUAGUUGAAGCAAAGUAUAUGUAUCUAACAAUCAUCUUCAUGACUCUUUUUAAUUUCCAGCAACAACAGUAAAAUAACUGUCGUAAGUAGGGUAGUUGAGUGGACAAGUUGUGUUUCAUUCAGCUAUCAGAGCUAUUCUUCAUUGUUUCUUGUACUAAGGUUAACACUCUGAGCCAUCAUUGAUUUUUAAAGAAACCAUCUUUGUUGGUCUCAAUUCCAUUUUUUUCAUCUUUUAUUGUAUAUCACUUCAUAAUUUCGCAUUUCUUUUAAUUAUUUUGUAACAUUUUCAUACCAUUUUUCUCCUCAAGAGAAAUAUGUCUUGCAGUCAUAAUCCAUGCUUUUCAAUCUAAAGUCAACGUCACAAUUUAGUGCCAUACAUACUUAAACAUUUUACUUAAGGUUAUUUCUAAUGACCAGAUCAUAUAUCACAAUAAUGACUGACGGCGCUCUAUCAUAUAUGAUCAAUAUCUCGAUUCAAUGUCCAAUUUUAGUAUUUUACUCCUGAACCAAUACGAAAAUGUCUAUAGAAUGUUUUAAUCGUAUAAAUAGUUUAAUAAUUUGCUGAUAUGAGAUAAUGUUUUUCCCACAUGAAAAAUAUUGCGUUUUUUUUUUCAAAGCAAUUCGAAUAUGGGCAAUCCACUUUAUCUGUAUCAAAGCAAUAGUUUAGGCGGAAUGUGGGGGUUUCUUAAACUCCUUAUAUCCCUUUAGUGGUAUACAUGUGUUUUUGUAUAUUGUGUGUCUUCUUACUAAGAAUUGAAUUCCAUAAAACCAUGUGAUGUUUUAUUGAUAUAUUGGUAUCAUUUAAGAUUUAUACACUUACAUGUAAAUGAACUUGUAUUGUUAUUGUUUAAACAAUUCAAAAAAUUAUUAUUUAAGUUUCAUAUCAAUGAUAUUUUGUGUUGAUUUGAAAACAUGUAUACGUUAUGCAGACUUGACCAUUCAUAUUCAUGUUGGUUUAAGUAUCUAGGAUAAAUUGUCUCGUCUCGUUCUACCAAGAUGUCAGUGAUUAACACACAGUUUAUGUUCAAAGUUAAUUAAAUAAUAAAAGAUUGUUCAACUUAACUUAAGAAAUUUGAUCAUCAUAAUUAUGUACCAAUGUUUGAUUAUUGAUUCUCAUAAAAUACAUAUCAUGUUUGCAAAUGUUUUACCUACAUGCUUUUUAUAUGAAACUUUUUGUUUGCUUUACAAGUAUUGAAGUGCAUGUUACUCUUGUUUUCUCACCAGAGCCAAGUAGGCCCAGGGUUAUUGUAUUUGCCAUCGCCAUGUGAAAUUCUACAAAAUUCCUCGUCCAAGUUUGUUAUUACCAUGCCUCUGGGUUUGACAUUUGUCCCGCCCUGUGGGUGACUUUUUUUCUUAUAUGUGUAUAGUAAAAACUCUCGUAUGAUAUUGAAAUUGUACAUUUACGAGCAAAUGCGAGAUAUGCUUCGGGCAGCGUAUGAAGAACGACGUACUUCUCAUGAGCUGUCCGAAGCCAAUCUGGCAUUGGCUCGUAAAUGUUUGGAAAUCGUCUCGGUUAAUUCACAUGGAAUAUAUUGUCUCAAAAAAUAAGAAUAAGCAUUUUGUAUCUCGUUAAAUAUAUGAUACCAUACCAUAUCUAGCGUUAAAAAGUUGGCUGUUGCUAUUUGGACCACUGAUUUUUACGUGUUAACUAUAUUUGUCAAAAUAUUCGUUGAUUUUAAGUGUUUAUGGGGCUUUUAUUCAUCAUUCAAUUAAGAAAGCCAUGCAAGUACAAAUGAUAAAAAUGAGAUGAUUUAUUAAUGUCAUAUAUGUUUCCCUUCCUAAAGAUCAAGGUCAAACUUAAAGGUCAAAGGUUAAUUUUUUUAACAAAUACCAAAUAGGUCUUUGCAAAUACUCAAUAUGCGGUGUGUCAUACUUUGGGCGGAGGUUAAUAUCACAAUAAAGGUGACAUAUCAAACAUGUGCAUCAUACAGCUUGUUUAAUAAUGACAUGCACUAUUGGUCAUGGACUCGAUAUGUUACCGACAGGAAUCUAGUACUGACAGCGAUAUGGCAUUUUUAAACAAUUAAAAGAGAUGUGUUUUGGACUGUUGGAUGUAAUUUAAAAAGUAUAUCUUCAUGAUGAACGUACUUUUCUAACAUAUCAAUCGAAAUACGAACUGUUUUGCAACCGUGUAUUAUUAUGUAGAUUUGUCUGAUCAGAGGAGGUUUAUCAUGCCAUCGCUAUAUUGUGUAAAUCGCUUGUAUUUGUCGGUAUGAUAUUUCUUUAAAACAAAAAACUAUUUCGUGGAGAUGUCUAUUCGUGGAUUACUUGUUUUGAGACAGACAAAAAUAAACACUUAGGAAUUUCCAAUGUAUUUAUAAUCAGGGACCUGUUAUAAUACAUGUCCGCGUAAAUUAGCGGUGGGAAUAGCACUUGCAGAAGGUGGGCCGUGUUUAUCACAUGCCAAUUAACUUGGCCAUUCUUAUGAGAUGAUAGCAAUGGGGCCUAUUUUUGCAUCCCAAUUUACUGGUCCACUUUUAUUGAUAGUACAUGGAUUGGCGGGCUUGAAUGACCGUUAACAGGUGUUUGAAGCCUAUUUCCAAUUAGUCUUAUUAAAUUAAAAAAUACCAUGAUGACGAACUUCCUCUAUGGGAACGAAUUGAGAGCCGAUGCGAAUACUAUUGGUAAUAAUUAAUGGAAGCAAACUUUGUAUGGUCUAUGUUUGCAUGAAAAACUCUACAGAAAGGAUAUGAGGAAAUAAUGCUUCGAUGAAUUUUGUUGUAUCCAACAAAAUUAGAUACUAUUAAAUUUAGUUAAACACAAACAACAAAACAUAAAUUAAUAUGUUUUAUAUUCUCUGUAAUGUAAGCGAAGAAGCUAUUUCAUUCAGGGUUAUUUGCUAUUUUGCAUUCGAUCUGCUGCAUGUUGGCUUUUUCAAAUACAACAUCCACGAAAGUAUAAUAAACCCACCGAGCACCGGGUGUUUACAAUCAGUGCUUAAUAUUUAUACAUAAAUUAUUACCCGGGUAAAAUAUUCAGGCAGUUGUUACACUGCCAAAGUCAAAGCCUCGAGGUCUUUAGUCAGGGACCUAAAACCAAAUAUGUCUCUGCUUUAGUACAGCAAGUUAGAAACAAUUAAAUUUAAUCACUAUUCUGUAUUUACAGAAUACUAAACACUGAAUAUUUGUGCAGUUUACCAUUAACAACGAAUCUUUAUGAAUUCGUAUAUGCUUUAUUGGCUAUUGUAGACUUUAGUUUCGAAAACUCAUUGAUUCUUAAGCAUGUUAUUGUGUUUGCUCUAGGGGUAAGACUAAAGCAGUUUAUGUAUGAAAACCGUUGCGCCAUUAAAAUCUUGAAAAUAAAUAGUAUUACUGUGA